This is a messenger RNA of Microbotryum saponariae, 4204 nucleotides long. Lineage: Eukaryota; Fungi; Basidiomycota; Microbotryomycetes; Microbotryales; Microbotryaceae. The record is from the annotation of a GenBank genome assembly.
AUGAGCCCACCUAGCCUAUCAGCGGCGGGCGACCUCGACGUCCACGGUGACAUGGCAUCAACGCGUCCACCACCGUCAUCAACGUCGUACCAUACCAACGACGUCGCCUCCACUACCUCCGUCACGCUCACUAAAGAGCAAUUCGACGAGCUGAUCAGGAACCAGCGCCCCGCACGGGACGACGACGCAUUCUCCAUGCGUCAGCGCCUACCCCCAGCCAACCCUCCGGUCUUCCCCGACGACUCGAAACUUACGGAGGACAAUUACGUUGACUGGGUCCCCACGAUGCCGCCAUGCCCGCCCUCUUGGGCUGGAUUCAACGCUCGGACGAAUCGAGCGACGGUCCCCGUUGCGAAGGCGGUCGUACCGACCAAACGCUCUGCACCAGGCAAGAAGGGAAAAUGGGAUCGUUCUGGUCCUGCCCCGAGCAACUGCCCAGCUUGUGGUCAAGGCAAACACUGGCUCGACAAGUGUCCGGAAUCGCGCAAGCGAGCCAAGUACCUCGAGCUCAAGAACGCCAUGAAGGAACUCCAAGGCUCAUCAUCGCCUGCGUCCACGUUCGUGGCCACCGAGGCAGCAUCCAAGGAUCAACACCUGUCCGUCGUUUCUUCUGCUACGUUUGUCAACAUCGGGCCACCGGCGGAAAUCCUUCUGCUAGACUCGGCGUCGGCGUGCCACGUCGUCAACGAUGCGUCCUUCUUUGACGGCCCCCUUUCGCCUACCCCGCAAGUCCUGCAAGGUCUAGGGGGAACGGUGAAGGCCUCGGGAAUCGGCUCGGUCAAGCUCGUCUCCGAUAAUGGUACCAGGUUCACCCUCAACGACGUGAUCUACGCCCCCGAGAGCCCUGCCAAUCUCAUCUCAGUCCGGGCCUUCGACCGCAAAGGCGUUCGCAUCACCUUCGAACACGGACAAGUCGAGCUCCGCACGCCGCAAGGGUGCAUCGCCACAGCAUCAGCCAUCGCGUCCUGCGUUUACAAACUCAACGCUUCGGUCCAAGCUGCCAGCAAAGAUGCGCGACACACCCUCGUUGCCACCAAGUCCAAUAGGCUACCUUUACUUACCCUUCACCGGCGCUACGGCCACGCCUCUGUCCAGACACUUAAAAAACUGGCGGCCUCUGGCCAGGUGGAGGGUUUAGAUUGGCCCUAUAGUGACUUCGAGUGUGAUGGCUUCACCUGCAACGCGUGCCUUGCCUCCAAAGCGCAUCGUUUGCCUUUCCCCUCUUCGUCGUCGCAUGCCGCGGAACCACUCGCAUUGGUGCACUCGGACGUCUUAUCUUUCCCCGAGGAAUCCUUAGGCCAUAAGCGAUACCUCGUCACGUUCAUCGACGACUUCUCGAGGAAGACUUGGGUUUACCCCAUCGGGCACAAGAGCGAGGUCCUUCAGACAUUCAAGGAUUGGCUUCUGGAGAUCGAAAACGCCACGGGUCGCAGGGUCAAAACACUUCGCUCGGACAACGGGGGCGAGUAUGUCUCUACCGCUUUCAACGGCUAUUGCGUGGCCCGCGGAAUUCAUCGCGAAUUGACCAUACCGUACACACCCGAGCAAAACGGUCGGGCUGAGCGAGCCAACCGGUCGAUCGUCGAGGGCACCCUGGCUCUACUGUCUCACUCGGGACUCCCACGAUCGUGCUGGGACGAGGCUGCCAUGUGUUACAUUCACGCCAAGAACCUCUCGCCUCACGCGGCCCUUGGUGGAGCCAUCCCAAACAGUCGUUGGUCGGGCCACACACCAAGCGUAGGGGGUCUUCGGGCAUUCGGUUGUCGCGCUUGGACCACCGUGCCGGCUCACCGACGGGACAAGCUCGACCCAAAAGGGAUUCCUCUGGUCUUCGUCGGGUACGAUCGACACGCGAAAGCCUACCGUCUUCUCGAUCCUUCCUCCAUGCGUGUGAGUCUGGGCCGCAAUGUGACGUUCGUAGAAACCGAGUUCCCCUUCGCUAUCGCGCCCACCCGAGUGACGCAGCCGUCCAUCCCGGGUUACGCCCCCCAGCCCCCACCCGUCGAAGCUCCAACACCCGUCGAGCCUCCCCCACGGCCACCGGCCCCAACGCCUGUCGAGGCACCCGCGUCGCCCGCAUCGACCAGCUCGGCCGACAACGACGACGCCUCAUCGACCACGAGCGCAACGACGGAGUCAGCCGUGAACCUGCCGCAACCACCUCCGGAUCCAGCUCCACUCGCCAAAGUCAAGCCGAGUUGGGAGUACGGCGACGUCGCCAAGGUUGGUCCCGAUCCAGGGAAGUACGGUGAAGUCGACGCUCGAAACAUCAUUGAUGGCCCCCGGACUCGCCGCCAACCCGUUCCCACCAUGAUCACGCGGGAACAGCCAGUCGACGGCACCGACGGACCCACCGCCUCUUUCAAGAGCCUGCUCCUUGCCUUCGCAUCCACCAAGGCCGGCUUCGCAGAUCAUGACUUGUCGGUUGUUCGCGAUCCGGCAAAUUGGGGCGACGUCAUCCGAUCGGGACAAGAGGACGUUUGGGGCGCUCCGGCACAGGAUGAAUUCGAUUCGCUUCUGAACGAUUACGAGGUCUUUCAAAUCGUCGAAUCCUGUGAGCUCCCAGCGGGUGAGAUCCUCCUGCGGUCGGGCUGGGUGUUCCGGACUAAACGCAACCAGCAUGGCGACAUCACCGAUCACAAGGCCCGACUUGUUGCUCACGGAUGUGCCCAACGCCCUGGCCUUGACUUCGAGAAGACCUACGCCCCUGUCGUCAAAUUCACGUCCAUUCGAGCCCUCAUCGCACUCGCCGCGGCCAACGGCUAUCACGUCCAUCAGGCCGACGUCAACAAGGCGUAUUUACACGGCAAACUUGACAAGCCUCUCUACAUGCGCGUCCCUCAGGGCAUAAACCUGCCAGGCAAGAUCCUCAAGCUGUCCAAAUCCAUCUACGGCCUUCGCCAGGCCGGCACCAUCUGGAACGCUGAGAUCGACUCGACUCUGCGGUCCCUCGGAUACGUCCCCACCAGGUCUGACAUCUGUAUCUACCGCCGCGAACACGACGGGCACUCACACUAUAUUGCCUUGUACGUCGACGACUUGCUUUUGGUUGGUCCCUCUACCGCCGAAAUCGAGCGGGUGCUGGACGCGCUGGAACUCGCAUACGGCAUCAAACGUCUCGGACCUGCCGAAUAUAUUCUAGGCAUCCAAGUCAAACGUGGACAAGACGGCUCUAUCACGCUCUCACAAGAGCGCUACCUUCGGGACAUCCUUGCCAGGUUCCAAUUCACCGAUGCCAAGCCGGCAAGUAUUCCAAUGCAGCCAGGUGUCGUCCUUGACUUCGAGGACUUGGCGGCCACUCCUCAGGAUCGUACGCGCUACUUGCAGGCCAUCGGUUCGUUGAUGUACGCCGCAGUUGGAACUCGUCCGGACCUCGCCUUCGUGGUCAGCUACCUCGCUCGCUUCUCCCAGCAGCCUGGCCCGGAGCAUUGGACAGCCAUCAAGCAGGUCCUCCGUUACAUCAAAGGCACGCUGGACUUGGGCCUCACCUAUCGCAAGACCAGCCAACCACUCCAUGGCUACUCGGAUGCGAACUGGGGAGCCUGUCUAACGACCUCACGAUCGACCAUGGGCUACGCGUUCAUCUUGUCCGGAGCCGCUAUUGCUUGGUGCUCCAAACGCGAGCACAGGGUGGCCAAGUCCACUACCGACGCAGAGUACCUCUCUCUUUCGUACACAAGCGGUGAUGCCAUCCACCUGAGCGAACUCCUGGCUGAACUUGGCGCUCCGGUCUCCGGUCCAGUCGUACUCUACGGGGACAACCAAGGUUCGCUGGCUCUUGCGCAGCACCCGACCAACCAUCAGGGGUCUCGUCAUGUUCGCAUCUCGGAACAUUACGUCCGCGAGAGGGUAGCUGAGAAGGAGAUCGAGGUCCGCUACAUCGCCACCGGCGACAUGAUUGCCGAUAUUUUCACCAAAGCCUUGGGUCCCAAGCCGUUCAUCUUCCAUCGGGAGAAUUUGGGUUUGCGAGGUGCAGUGGUAUGACAGCACGGGGGGGGUGUCAAUAUAUUGCUGCUUCAUCCCACUGGUAUUCCCGAUUAUGAUUAGUUACUAGUUGUUGAUAUUAGUCGCCCCGCGCGUCUCGAGCCUGCCUCGCGCGCGCUCCCUUAGCGCUUAUCUUCUUUCUCCAACUAUCUUUACUAUCUUCAUCGGCUCUCGUACUUACGCACUUCGUGCCUCGGCCUCAGUUCCUGAAAUAAAGUAA